Molecule: messenger RNA, 2582 nt
Organism: Erythranthe guttata (spotted monkey flower)
Lineage: Eukaryota; Viridiplantae; Streptophyta; Magnoliopsida; Lamiales; Phrymaceae
Product: protein LNK1
Biological process (GO): regulation of DNA-templated transcription; circadian rhythm
Source: RefSeq, a predicted model, not a curated record
UAUUAUUAAAAUUAAUUAAAAUAAUACUCCCGCAAACCAAAGCCAACUUUUCUCUGUCACACCUCCAUUUUGCACAACUCUGUACUUUCUUAUUUUCUCUCUCUAGAAUAGAACCUCCUAGAUUUGGGGCUCAGAAGAACCAGACUCUUAGGGCUACUAAUUUGCUGAGCUGAAGUUUGGCAGAUUUCGUUUUCCGGAGUAUUGUUGUCGAUUUCCUGGCUUGAUUUCGAUUUUUUUUUUCCGGUGAAGGAAGAAUUGGUUCGCAAUCAUGAAGACAACUUCAUCCAGUUCAAGUGCAGGCUGACUACUUCAAGGAAUGUCUGACUUAUGCUCUUACGAGGGUAAUAGAUCCAGGAGUCUCUUUUUGCUCCUCGUAAAAUGCAUGGGUCAAUGUUCGAAGACAUAGUUUGGGAUGACUUUUGCCAGAGUGACGAUCAUAUAGUGCCCCAUCCUGGUUCCGGAAGGGCUGAUCAUUCUGCUCUGGGUGAUAGCCAUAAGAAACCUCGCCAUGAAGCUGUUAGUAUUUCAAAUGGUACUGGAGAUCAAUCUUCUGCUGCAUAUGGUGACCAGGGAAGUGAACAAGGGGGGUUCUCAUCUCUGAGUAAAAGAAGGAGCACGAUGCUGGAAAAUGAUUCUUAUUCCCCUGCACCAAGUGCUGUGCUUCCUUCUCCAUCCGAUAGUGAUGCGAAUAAAGACACAUCAAGUUUAGCUUCUGAGAAUACCACAUCAUCAAGUCCUGCGUUCAAAAGUAAUAAUGCAGACUCCAAUCACAGUGAAUUUUGUGUAAAUGAUGCUAUUCUUGGUGAACAGACCUCUGCGGUUGAUAACAACUCUUUUACCGAUACUCUUGGUGACAUAACUCUCACAGGCAGUAAUCUUGAUUUCUUUGAGAAUAGAGAGGGCAAAGAUUCUAGUGACAUGUUGUAUUAUGGUUGGCCUGAAAUAGGAAACUUCGAAGAUGUUGAUACGAUGUUUAGGAGUUGUGAUUCAGCAUUUGGACUUGCAGCAAUGAAAGAUGACGAGUUUGGUUGGUUUCCUUCAGCAGAUAACAUAGGAGAAUCUGGAGAUAUUGUGAAGCCAGAUUUUAAGUUUCCAUAUGGUGAGUCAAAUCCAGUGAAAAAUAUUUCGCAAAAUCACAACUCUUCAAGUUGCAGUUCUGCCAAUGAUUCUACUAUGACAUAUGUACCCACCAGGUUCAAUCACUCUUCUUGGACCUCAGAGAAAUCUGAUUCUUGUAUGUCUUUUGUGAAUGGACCCGCCAUGGCUAAUAGCGAAGAUGGGUUUAUCCCUAGACAACAGAUGAUGGAUCAUAAAAAGCAGGUUAAGCUGCAGAACCAGUCCACUGGAAAAAGAAAAGAGCAUUACUUUGGAGAUAACAGUAACUAUAUGAGUAACUUGUCCAAUGAAGUUGUGCAGCUUCCUCUCUCGUUUAUGCAUUCAGAUAGUAGUCCUUGGUCUGAUCUUACUUCAGUAAAUCCGACGACAUCCGUAGUAAAAUCCGAGACUUAUGACUUGACAUCCCCUUCACCAAGAGAUUCCUCACAUGCAUCCAAUCAAUCUCAAUCGAGUUUCGAUGACCCUAAAUUUCCACUGGCUGCUCCAGAACAAAGUGGGAGAAGAGAAAAAUUGCAUACUCAUCAAGGUAGUCUAUCUUCUGCAUAUAGCAAUAAAAAGAAGGCAAGUGGGACGGUGCAGGCUGUCACAGGGGAUACUGGCACUGCAGGAAAAACUGGAGGAAAACAAGUUUGCUAUUCUAGAGAUGAUUCGGACAGUCAUAGGGGCACCGUAGGAUUCAGCCCUUUAAUUCCAAUAGAAUUAGGUCCGUCAGAUAUACAAGAAAGGUCUAUGAGUUUAGGCAUGGAUGAUACUUCACUCGAAGCAGCUAGUUUUCGCCAGCUUCAGCUUGUUAUGGAACAGUUGGAUUUGAGAACAAAGAUGUGCAUAAGGGACAGUUUGUACCGUCUUGCUCGGAGUGCGGAGCAAAGAAGUAACCACCUAAACUUGAACGGCAGUUGCGGGGAUGAAAGAGAGGCCAGUAAAGCAUUCAUGGGUGAAGGACCACACAACAGUUUCAUGGAUAUAGAGACGGAUACAAAUCCUAUAGACCGUUCAAUCGCACACUUAUUGUUUCACCGGCCUUCAGAAUCAUCUGCCAUACCUGUGCACGACUCAUCAUUACCUGUUCAUGGACCCACCGAAAGUCCACCUGUUAUGGUUGAGGAUUUGGUUAUUUGUGACGAAACUGCAACUAUGAUGGAGAAGGUCUCCGACGACACUGACUGCAAAUGUUAGAGAGAGAGAGUGAGAGGAGUGAGAGAGUUAGAAGUGUUGUGUGCUCAUUUGUAUAGAAAUGGCCACGGGCAUGCAUGUCAAGUUAUCUGAUAUUAUGGUUUUUUUGUUUUUCAAUCUUUUUUUUUUCGGGUUUUUGUUUGUCGAAACGAUAAGCUGUAUAUUUUUUUUCGCAUAAUUUUUCUUUUUCUCUCUACUCGUGUUGCUAUACAUGUAAUUCUGAAAAGCAUGUUGCGUUUGCCGGUUACACCUGUAAUGGUAGUUUUUCGUAUUAUCUAUUUGGGUUAUAAUCA